UUGUCUUUAAGUUGAAGGGUCAACAUGGCGGAGUAUGGAGGCCUCAGGGUGCCGACGAGGAGCUACAGCCGCUUCUCCUGUGCAAACUUCAAACUGAUCUACACGGACUGGGCCAACCACUACCUUGCCAAGUCAGGACACAAGCGUCUGAUCAAGGACCUGCAAACAGACGUCACAGACGGUGUGCUGCUGGCAGAGAUCAUCCAGGUCGUAGCCAAUGAGAAGAUUGACGACAUCAAUGGCUGUCCAAAGAGCCGUUCUCAGAUGAUUGAGAACAUCGACGCCUGCCUCAGUUUUCUGGCAGCCAAAGGAGUCAACAUCCAGGGUCUGUCUGCAGAGGAGAUCCGAAAUGGUAAUCUGAAAGCCAUCCUUGGCCUCUUCUUCAGCUUGUCCCGCUACAAACAGCAGCAGCAGCAGGCCCAGCGGCAGAACUCCCAGCCCUCUCUCCCCUCCACGGCCCAGUCCCAGAGCACGCACCCCCCUCUGAGCCACCAGAGCAGCGCCCCUGCACAGCUCAGCCACUCUCCGCAUGGGACUCCUGCCCUCACAGCCCAGAAAGCAGCACAGGCCGAGAUGCAGUCCAGGGAUGGCUCUCAGAGUAAACUACUCAAGUUUUCCCUUGGUCAGAAAAAGACCUCUAGACUUCCCGGCCCCUCGGCGAGGGUGUCCACUGCCGGCAGUGACAUCCCUCCAAGAGGCUCGGUCAGUGCUGCUGGGAACCGACGCAGCCAGGGCUUCAGUGACAAGACCAAAGCCAACUCACAACUGAACAAAGAUUCCUCAGAGGGCAUGACCUCACAGCCUUCGGUGAUGACUGAGCAUGCUCUGUCGUCCGCAGUGACCGCCAGCUCCUCCACCAGCAUCCCUGCUGCUACCUCCGCCCUGAAUCCUCCAUCUUCAUCAUCAUCAUCAUCCUCCUCCACAGCCAUCCCCCAGCCCAACAGCAACAACAAGCCCUGGAGGAGCAAAUCCAUAAGCUCCAAGAACACCUCCUCUCCUUCCACCAGCACGUCAACGCCAUCUGCCAUGCAGGCAGUAAAGCAGGAGAAGGACUCUUCAUGUAAAACCACCCUUACAAGUGAAGCUCCUCCAAAGGCUGUUGCUCAGAAGUCAAUGCUAGAGAAGCUAAAGCUCUUUAACAGUAAAGGGGGCUCCAAAUCUUCCUCCUCCUCCAAUGGAGUAGCGGCACAGACUGAUAAUGCUGCCCCAGGCAGGCAGCUCAGUGUGGAGAGAGCUGAGACCGGCUCCAACACCGACCCCCUGGAGGAGGAUGACGGCAACGUCCGGCCAGGAAUGAAUGGUACCAGCAACGGGACAGUCAACGGAUCAGCUCCUGCAGCAAGUACGACCAUCACUACGACAGCCAGCAGCCCCAAAAUCGCCCUGAGGGGCAUCGCCCAGCGCACUUUCAGCAGAGCUUUAACUGCCAAGAAGGGCUCUGUCAAAGGUGCAGAGAAAGACAAGGAGAGGGGGAAGGACAAGGAGAAAGGUAAAGACAUGGGGAAGCGUGUCUCAGUACCUGAAAGGACAGAGCUCAGGGGGGAUGAGCCUAAAGAGGAAGCAGCACCCUUAGCUGCAGAUACAGAGAGCUCAAACAAGAAGACCUCUAAAAUCACCAGCUUCAUCCCUAAGGGGGGUAAAGUGGCCAAAAAGGAGAGUUCCACCCCUGCACACAGCGGAAUACCAAAGCCAGGAAGUAAAGGAGUCGGGGGUAAGGCCUCCUCAGUGAAGGAGGCAGGGGAGAGGCCUCGGAGCAUGCGAUUAGGAGGUGGUCUCGCCAUGCACCGGGGCCCCCUGGACAGAGACAGAGACAGUAGACACUCCAGCUCCACUUCCAGCCUGGCCUCAACGGAAGGAAAGAGCAGCGCCGCCCCGGUGGCAGGAGGAGGCACUACACAGAGCACAGCCAGCAACACGGUCAGCGUGCAGCUACCUCAGACGCAACAGCACCACAGCCACCCCAACACGGCCACCGUCGCACCCUUUAUGUACCGAUCCCAAACUGACGGCGAUGGCACGACGAACACUGAGAGCGGCUCAGGAGGAGUAGGAGGCGACGUUUCCUUCACCAAGAGCAGCCAGCUCUCCAUAGAGGACUUAUCAGGUGAAGACCCAGAGACGAGGAGGUUACGUACGGUCAAAAACAUAGCAGACCUGCGGCAGAACCUGGAGGAGACCAUGUCCAGUUUACGAGGAACUCAGGUCACACACAGCACCUUGGAAACCACCUUUGAUGGCAGCGUCACCACAGACAUCAGCAGCAGCAAUGUCAGUGGAGGUGGCAACAACAGUGGGAGUGGCCGGAGCAUCCUCAGCCUCACCUCCAGUCGCCCCUCCCUGUCGUCGUGGCGGCUUGGCCAGUCCAGCCCUCGUCUGCAGGCAGGCGAUGCCCCUUCAAUGGCGAACAGUUACGGCGGUCGCGUGGUAGGCGGACAGGGGGGCCGGUACCUUUACCCUGGGCAUCUCAGGCGUCAGCUGGCAGGCCGGGGAGGAGCCCUCUGUAGCUUGGAUCUGGGAGACAGAGCCGGAGACGACAUCGACCUGGACAGCAUCUCUAUGGAGGUCACAGGAUACAUGAGCGAUGGAGACGUGCUGAGCAAGAAUGCUGCACGCACUGAUGAUGUCACCAGCGGCUAUAUGACAGACGGAGGGUUGGGUCUGUACACGAGACGCUUGAACCGGCUUCCCGACAGCAUGGCCGCCGUCAGAGAGACACUCCAUCGAAACACGUCGUCAGGACAGGGAGAUGCUGACAGCUGGGAUGACAGCAGUUCAGUGAGCAGUGGCAUCAGCGACAACAUCGACACAGAUGACAUCAACACCAGCUCCUCCAUCUCUUCCUACGCCAACACGCCUGCUGCACAGCGUAAAGGCCUCAGCACACAGCCUGUGACGGAUGCAGAGAAGCACUCGGCCUCCACAGCGGUGCACCAGGUCCUGUCAGGAGACGAGGCGAAGAGACCAGACGGCGGGUCAGACAGUGGGGUCAGGAUGGAGCCAGGCUCCAAGUGGGGCCGCCGGAACCCCUCCGACAUCUCAGACGAGUCCGACAAGGGCGGCUCAGGGAGGAAGACCCCCUCUGUGUCCCACACGGGCUCCUGGAGGAGAGGAAUGAGCACUCAGGUGGGGGUGACCUCCCCCAGGACUAAAAGCACCAGUAGCACAGGAUCAACUGGCUCCGUCGGCCUCAAGAGCCACAGUUCAGGGAAGACGGAUGAUGUCAAGGUGUCAGAAAAAGGUCGUCUUUCUCCUCGCCCUAACGGCCUUCACCGUUCGCCCUCAGAUGCCGGACGCAGCAGCGGCGAUGAGGCAAAGAAACAUUCAACGUCCUCCAGCCGCACAGCGACCACACACGCCCUCACCCACACAGUCUCAGACCCCCAGUCUCAAACACAUUCACUCACCUCAAGGGCCCCCACCAGCACCUUUGGCUUCAAGAAGCAGGGCUCUGGAAUGGUUACCAUGGUUACUGCCAGUGGUGCUACCAUCACAAGUGGCUCAGCCACCCUGGGGAAGAUGCCCAAAUCUGGGGGACGCUCACUUACAGGGGGAUUAAAGUCAGGUGGUCAGGAUGGGGGUUCAGUGCUGGGUCACCAUGAUGAUGGCUUCCUCCCCAUGAGCGCCCGUUCCACGCUGCAGUACCGCAGCCUGCCCAGACCCAGUCGCUCAGGAGCAGCCGCACGCAACGGAAACCGCUCCUCCACCAGCAGCAUUGAGGCCGCCGUGCUCUCUGUCACAUCUCAUGGGAAAAACUCACUCAGCAUUACUAAGGCUAACGGCACCGGAGGGCUGCUGGCCAAUCAGACCGACCGGGAGAAAGGCGUCUCAGAGAUGGACAACCUCAGAAGUGGAGCCAUACUGCAGAGUGGAGGAGCGGCGACUGUUCCUCUGACAGGGAGACAGCAGGUUUCUUCGCCCACUCUACGCAGGUUAUUCGGUGGGAAGCCCAGCAAACAGGCUCCAGUCACUACGGCUGAAAACAUGAAGAACUCCACUGUUAUCUCAAACCCCCAUGCCACCAUGAACCAUGUGACCACGGUGCUGGAGUCUCCUGAUGGAGGCCUUGGAGGAGGGGACAGUGAGACCAGCAGCCCCCUGUUUGGAGGCAGAGUGCAGGGAUCAGGGAUGGGGACGUUGGGCAGUGAGCAGGCCUCCAGUCCCGGCUCAGUCUACUCCUCCACCGGUCCCUCCAACAGCCUGACCUGGGGCACCACCUUCAGCAGCUCCUCCGCCCAGAGCAGGGAGAGCACGCUGGGUGGACACGGUGGGACGGGCAGCAUGGGAUUCCCCUCCGUCAGCAGCAUGCACACCAGCAGUGAGUCCAUCGACAUGAGUCUGGGCAGCGCCAGCCACGGCACCCACAGGGAGGACACGCUGUCUGCUCUUGGUCGCACAGGCAGCGUGAAGACGGGCAUGUCUGAGAGUCCCCUCUCCUCCCCCUCUGCUAGCCCUAUAUUCAGCCGAAACACACUGCCUCGGAAGCAGGACAGCGGGACUCACUGUGGUAGAAACACUCUGCCUAAGAAAGGACUCAGGUACGGGCCGUCACCUCAGCUGCGAGGCCACGAGGAGGCCCGUGAUUGGCUGCGCUCCCACUCCACCAGCGGGCUUCAGGACUCGGCCAGCAACUCCCCAUUCUCCCCUGGCUCCAGCCUCACUUCCCCCUCAGGCACUCGCUUCAACUUUGGACAGCUUGCCUCCAGCCCGACCUCAACAGCUCAGAUCAACCUUGCCGGCAUGCGCAACAACAGCCUGACCAAUCAGGACGUCUCUUUUGACCCGUGCAGUGACAACCGACUGAGAAACUCGUGCAUGUCACUCGAUGAGAAGACUCGCACCAUGAGCAGGUCGGGCUCCUUCAGGGAUGGCUUCGAGGAAGUUCAUGGAUCAUCACUGUCUCUGGUCUCCAGCACAUCUUCCAUUUACUCCACUAACGAGGAGAAGUCUCAGUCGGAGAUCCGAAAGCUGCGCCGGGAGCUGGAUGCCUCCCAGGAAAAGGUUUCUGCCCUGACAACACAAUUGAGCGCCAAUGCUCACCUGGUGGCAGCUUUUGAACAGAGUUUGGGCAACAUGACCAUCAGACUGAAGAGUCUCACCUUAACAGCAGAGCAGAAGGACUCUGAGCUGAAUGAGCUGAGGAAGACCAUCGAGCUGCUGAAGAAGCAGAACGCCGUGGCUCAGGCUGCCAUCAAUGGAGUCAUCAACACACCUGAACUCACAAAUAAAGGAGAUAGGACAGCGGGCAGUAACGGCAGUCCACAACAGCAGCAGAAACAGCAGCAUCAGCAGAAUCAGCAGCCAGACCUGCGCAUCAGGCGUCAGCACUCGUCCGACAGCGUCAGCAGCAUCACCAGUGCAACCAGCCACUCCAGUGUUGGCUCCAACAUGGACGCCGAUGCAAAAAACAAGAAGAAGAACAAGAAAAACUGGCUGCGGAGCUCCUUCAAACAAGCAUUCAGCAAGAAGAAAUCUCCAAAGUCUGCCUCAUCUCACUCAGACAUCGAGGAGAUGACCGACUCAUCACUGCCGUCCUCGCCCAAACUGCCCCACAACGGCACCACGGCCUCCAGUCACAUGCUCAGGAACACGCACUCCAACUCACUAUUGUCCGAGUGUUUGGAUAGCGAGGCGGAGACGGUGAUGCAGCUGCGGAGUGAGCUCAGGGAGAAGGAGAUGAAGUUGACAGAUAUCCGGCUGGAGGCUCUAAGCUCCGCCCAUCAGCUGGACCAGCUCAGGGAGGCCAUGAACCGCAUGCAGCUGGAAAUUGAGAAGCUGAAGGCGGAGAACGACCGUCUGAAGGUGGAGAAUCAGGGCAGCAGGAUGGGCUCUCAGGCCUCCAUCUCGUCUUCACCUCCUCCUCACUCACACGGCCAGGCUCAGGGGGGCGGGCCGACCCUGUCCCAGCACAGCCUCAACCUGACCACCAGUGAAUCCACCAGCCUGGACAUGCUGCUGGACGACACCGGCGGAGAAGGAGGGAUGAGGAAGGAGGGACGACAUGUGAAAAUGGUCGUCAGCCUGGAUGAGGACUGUAAAUGGGGAGAGGAGGGUCGGCCUCGUCAUUUUCUGAUUGGCUGCAUUGGUGUGAGCGGUAAAACCAAGUGGGACGUCCUGGAUGGAGUAGUCCGACGACUUUUCAAGGAGUACAUCACCCAUGUGGACCCGGUGAGUCAGCUGGGUCUGAGCUCAGACAGUGUGGAGGGAUACAACAUUGGAGAAAUCCACCGUCCCAGCAGCCCGAGCUCUGCCCAAACACCUGAGCUGCUGCCUUGUGGCUACUUAGUGGGAGACAGCAACACCAUCAACAUCCAGCUCAAAGGUGUGAGCAGUGAGAGCGUGGACUCUCUGGUGUUCGACACUCUGAUCCCAAAGCCGAUGAUGCAGCGCUACGUCUCCCUGCUGAAGGAGCACAGACGCGUCAUCCUGUCGGGCCCCAGCGGCACAGGAAAAACCUACCUGGCCAAUCAGCUGUCACGACACCUGCUGCUGCUAGAAGGUCGACCGCUGACCCCACACGCUGUUGUCACUUUCAACGUGGACCACAAGUCUAGCAAGGAGUUGCGUCAGUACCUGUCAGGUCUGGCUGAACAGUGCAGCGGUGUCCCAGGAGCAGAGAGCCCUCUGGUGGUCAUUCUGGACAACCUGCAUCAUGUCAGCUCACUUGGAGAGAUCUUCAACGGUGUCUUUAACUCCAACCUCCAACAGUGCCCUUACAUUAUCGGCACCAUGAGCCAAGCAACGUCGUCUGCCCCCAACCUGCAGCUCCACCACAACUUCAGGUGGGUGCUGUGUGCUAAUCACAUGGAGCCGGUAAAGGGUUUCCUGGGUCGUUACUUAAGGAGAAAGCUCAUCGAGACAGAGAUCGGCAGCCGGACUCGUAACAUUGAGCUGGUGAAGAUCAUUGACUGGAUCCCACGGGUUUGGCACCACCUCAACCGCUUCCUGGAGACACACAGCUCCUCUGAUGUCACUAUCGGACCUCGUCUCUUCCUGUCCUGUCCCAUGGAUGUGGAGGGAUCUAGAGUUUGGUUCACGGACCUCUGGAACUACUCCAUUAUCCCGUACAUGCUGGAGGCUGUCAGAGAGGGACUGCAGUUGUAUGGCCGUAGGGCUGCCUGGGAGGACCCUGCUGCCUGGGUGAUCGAUACUUACCCAUGGUCAGCUGCACCUGCUCCGUCUGAAUGGCCCCCGCUGUUGCAGCUCCGCCCAGAGGAUGUGGGGUUCGAUGGCUACUCCGCUCCACGGGAAGGAGUCAGAAAAGAGCCUCCACAGAGCGACAGCGACGCAGACCCACUGAUGAACAUGCUGAUGCGUCUGAAGGAGGCAGCGACGUCGUCAAGCCCACAGAGCUACGACAGUGACUCCAACAGCAACAGCCACCAGGACGACAUCCUGGACUCAUCGCUGGAGUCGACCUUGUGAUGUCGCUGAAACACUACACUGGGAUCCAUUUUCAGGAGGAACUAUUUCGAGUGAACUGUUCUCACUCUGAGAAUUUAAUGCCACAAAAUCCAGCCACCUUAGUUUGGGUGCAGGUAACCCAAAUAUUUAACAAGGAAACUGCAUUUCAAAAAACGGGCAAGUUCUACUGCACUGGGCUGUUUUUCUUUUGUUUUGUUUUGUUUUUUUUUCACCACUGUGGCCCGUAGCUCCUCAUGCCAGGAGCCUGACUUCUACUUCAGAAUAAAAGCACACAGCCUGUCGCUGUCAGCGAGCAUCACUAUCACCGUCAUCAUCAUCAGCCAUCAGCAUAUAAACACCAGCCAGGAGUCCUCCAUCCUCCAAGGGGUGCAGUGCACAUGAGCUGCCUGCAGAUGGCGACACAGGGCUGUGUCUGUGGAGCAGCAUGAGUUGAGCUGCCAGCUGAUCAGAUGGACUGGAGGGUGGAUGAACAGCCAGCUGCUUCCUGCUCUUCGUCUAUGGCUGAAGUUAUCUGUGCGACUGCUAAAGGAUAAACUCAGCCAAAGUGAAUGUUAAGUCCUACAUUACAACCCACACCUUUAAUUCUGAAUCAAAGUCCUAGUUACCGUUUGAUUUCACAAAUCUGUCAAAGCUGAACUUUUAAACUUAAACAUGAGUACGGGUAAAGCUGUAUGUCCACAAGGAAUGAUUACCACCAUAGAAACAAUAUCUAAGUCCUUAGCAGGAUCAUUUCUUUGUGCUGGAGUGAAGCAUCUUCAUUCACUAGAGGAUCCUGUCACUUUUCCAUCUUUGUCUGCAAGCAAACAGAUGAAAUUAAAGUGCAAACUAUAUCCAUAAAAAUCAGAAAAAGUUUAGUUGCAUUUUGAAUAAAAAUACAAAAAUGAUGAAUUAAUGCAAAUCAAACACUUUUGCAUUUAAUACAAAUUAAAAAAAUAAAUUUUGCUUGAAGUUUGCACGUUCUCGAUCCAAACCUAUGCAAACGGUAAGACACAUUUCAUCUCAUUUAAACGGACACUUUGCAUUGCUAUGGACAAAAACAAUGUUUUUUUUUUUUAAAUUCAAUAUCCCAUCUUUUUACAUUAAACUUCUUGGAUUUGCAAAAAAACAAUAACUAAAGGUCUUAUGUAUUCUCAUAAAAAGUGAGUGGAAAAAAAUUCUCAAAGCAAAAGAAAAAUUUUGGUCAGAUUAUCCAAAGAACGUGCAUGUCUGUCCCUAUUAACAUAUUUUGGAAUUAAGUCUCUUAUUAUAUCAGGAAAAGUUUUUAAUUAAAGGAGCAUCGUAGACAAAUUAAACUGUAAACAGAAGCACAUACCAGACCUAUUGAAAAAGAAAGACUUUUCUGAUCCAGAACAACAUCUGUACUCUAGAUUACUGAAAGCCCAGGCUUGGAGGAAACACCUCUGACUCUGAUUUUAACAUUCACUAUGGCUGAUUUUAUCCUUUAAUUCUCUUUAGGUGAUGUCCUUUUCUUUCAGUAUGUGAGGUUCUAUUUCAUUUCACAAACAACACCUCUUUCAAACAGUAGCCCAGAAGGUCCGUUGCAAAUGAAAAGAAAAAGAAAUGUAAUGUAUUUUAGAUAUGGGACAUUUCAUGAGACACAAAAAUAUUUUGCAAAGGCAAUUUUUCUAAUGUUAUGCAGAAACAUUUUAUGAAAUGUAAAAAUGUUUCAUGAGUUAUGAAGACCUUUUGUAAAUGCAAAGAAACAUUUCAUGGUACAAAAAAAAGAAAAAAAUUUUUUUGAGAAUUGUAAAAAACUUUCCUGAGGUUAAAAAAAAAAAAGUGAAACACAAAAACAUUUAGUCCCAUCACCAAAUGCUAUUGUUAAAAAAAAAACUUCAACUUUGAAACAAAACAAAACAAUGUGUUUUAAA
Molecule: messenger RNA, 9293 nt
Organism: Cheilinus undulatus (humphead wrasse)
Lineage: Eukaryota; Metazoa; Chordata; Actinopteri; Labriformes; Labridae
Gene: nav2a
Product: neuron navigator 2a
Exons: 40
Coding region: 25-7422 (2465 amino acids)
Biological process (GO): neurogenesis; nervous system development
Molecular function (GO): protein binding; ATP binding; ATP hydrolysis activity
Source: RefSeq, a predicted model, not a curated record